Molecule: messenger RNA, 1029 nt
Organism: Cryptosporidium muris RN66
Lineage: Eukaryota; Apicomplexa; Conoidasida; Eucoccidiorida; Cryptosporidiidae
Exons: 1
Coding region: 1-1029 (342 amino acids)
Source: RefSeq, a predicted model, not a curated record
AUGGAACAUAAAGAUUAUAAUAUAAAAAAUGAUAGACAAACUUCCGGUAUUUUUUUAGCUGCAACUAAAAUGUAUCAAGACUCAUUAUCUGAUUUCCAAUGUAUGAGGGAUAGAUUAUUAAAUUGGAAAAAGGCACUAAAUGACUCCAAAGUUCAAAUGCAUCGAGAUUUUACAUACUUAAAAGAUAUAGCUAUUAAAUCAAUUGAGGAGAUACUUAAGGAUUUAGUAAAUGAACGUAAAGAUAAUAUAGAAAAUUUAAAUAAUCAGAUUGAACAACUGAUAAAUGUAAUAAAUACUAGUAUUGAAUGCACCUCAGCUUCAAUUAUGGAGUUUGAAAAACAAGUUUACCAAUGGCGAAAUGAAGAAUCUGAUAUAAGUGAUUUUUAUGAAACAGACUAUAAUAAAUGGACAAAUUUAGAUAACUCAAGAAAAAGUAGUGGUUAUGCAUACUGGACUUUAUCUAGACAGCUAAAGAUAUCAGUAGAUAUGCUUAAUCCAUUUAAUAAGCAGAAACUUAAACUUCCAAAAUCAAUAAUAUUUGUUAUAAAUCCUAAUAAAUUAAUAUGCAAUAGUGGUGAUAAAGAUGCAAUAAUUUUAAAUCCAUUAAAAGAAGAAGCUCUAAAAAAUUGUGAAUAUGAAAAAUAUGAGAAUUAUUGUAUAGAACAAAAUAUUACAGAAACAAAUGAAGAUAAUAGUAAAUCUACAAAAGAAAAUAUAUCUUUGUCUAAUAAUAGCUUACAUGGAAACAAGAAGAGUAAAAAAGUAAGUGGAAUAAAAGACAAAAGGAAUGUGUCUAGAAGUUCUUCGGAAAGUUCUAUCUCCAAGAGCAAAAAAGAAACAAGUGAAUAUCAAAAUUUGAUAUAUGAUCAUGAGGUAUCACAUGGAGAUAUAUCGAAUAUUGAAAAUGAAUAUUCAUUAAACUAUGGUACUAAUGAUGAAUUACAGAAAACUAUCAAGGACUAUGCAAAUUUAUAUGCAGAGUAUUUGAUCAACCAGAGCUUAUCGAAAAUUCCUAAUUUAUUUACUUAA